Hyalella azteca is the source of this 2329-nucleotide messenger RNA. RefSeq lists its product as uncharacterized. The record is from RefSeq and is a predicted model, not a curated record. The transcript is spliced from 8 exons. Bases 155 to 1201 code for a protein of 348 amino acids. NCBI's taxonomy places the organism in Eukaryota, Metazoa, Arthropoda, Malacostraca, Amphipoda, Hyalellidae.
UGCAGACGACCAUUACGACUUCAACUACCAGCAGGAGCGCGUUCUACCACAACCUCGCACAGUGCUGCCUGGCGACCAUCUCAUUGUAACUUGUACAUACGAUGCGACCAACAAGCGAACUACUACUUACGGCGGGUUCAAGACGACGAACGAGAUGUGUCUGGUGUUCGCCUCUUACUAUCCUCGUCAGCGGCUCACUGAGUGCUGCUCCCGCCCCGACAUCGCUAUGCUGCUCGAUACGCUCGGCGUCACCAACAUGCUCAACAACGAAGCUGUCUUGAGCGCAUUUCAGCUUACGUCGUUCAACAUUUCAACGGUUGACAAGGAGCGAGACGCCAAAAGAAUUGAUGUGAUGAGGAACUCUUCGCACGCCGGCGAGACCUACAGCGACCUCGAGCUGUCCAACUACAUGCGAGGCAUGAUCAUAUCCGAGCCGCAGGAGUUGAGUGGCAAAAGUCUUUUGGAUUUCCUGAAUGACGGGAGCCUGUGGCAGCGCGAGAGCGUCGUCCGCCUCCUACAGGAGCGUCUCACCUCGGGGCAAUACGAGCCCUACUGCACCUUCCACGGCAGGGGCAUGCCUAAAGGGAUGCCCAAGAAGGCCAAAUACCCUCACUACAUCCCCUACGAGAGGCCCGAAGAACCCUGUACACCGGCUGGUCAGGGGGCAUCAAGGUCAGGUGCCCCACACGGCCAUGCCCCGAGUCUUCUCAGUGACAAGGUCGCCUUCGGGAGCCCGAUUACAUUCCAUCAAGAUACGGCUUUCCAUGACUCGUCCACAAACCGACAGCAUCCGUACGUCUAUGAUUUGCCUGCUUCUGACGACGCAGAUUCUAACACUGUAAACGAACAUUUAUCUUAUCAAGCUGGUCCAUCUGAAGCGGAUAAGCAUUUACUGUCUUCGAACGCUGCACAUCCGCAUGGACUCCAAGACUCUCCCAGCAAGAAUCAUGAACUUUUCUACAACAUCAAUACAGAGCCCAGCCAUGAGUCAGGUUUGGAGGCAAACUUCUCCCCCGUGCCGCCGCUCAUCAACAAUUUUGACUUCAACACAGCAGUUACCCAGCGAGACCCUGCGCUGCAGGCGGAGGCUGAGGCUACCGCCGGUCGUCCGCAUUUCCGGACCGCUGAGCAGUCGGUCGCCACUACAUGUUCAUUGUACAGCCUCGUGGCUGUGUUAAAUUUAAUACUCUUGGCAUUUUAAAAUACUUGCUCAAUAAAAUCUCGGUGGACCAUGGGAAAAAAUCUAAAAAUCUUGCUCUUUAACAUGAGAAUCUUCUUGCAAUGUUCAUACGCCUCGCAAUACCUGUUUCUUACUUACGUUAAUUAUUGUGCAUCGUAUCCCACAUAUGACGAAGUCUCCGAAACUAAAUACUUUCAUCCUAUUCCAUAUUCGACUAAGUGUUUGCAACGAAAUUAUUUUUAUCUUAUUUUAUACUUGACAAAAUGUUUCAAACCGAACACUGACUUCGUAUCUUAUAUUUGAAGAAGUUUCUCAACUGUAAUUUUUCUUAUUAUUUCAUGUAUGACAAGUUUAUAGCUCGCUUGAAGGACGAAAAUUCAUGCAAUAUGAUUUCAUAAAAUGGAGUUACUAAUUUAGAACAAAAUUUACAAUAAUUAUGUCCAACGUUCUCAGGCUAAAUGACUGAUCCAUGUUGUAUCUUUCAAAUAAAUUGAGUUUGAGAAAAAUUUUUCGAAGUAUGCGUAGUAUUUCCAAGCGUUUCUUCCAAGAGAUCAGCAAAAUUAAAACGACGCGAAAGAUUUGUGCUUCACAUUUACUCAAUGAAGCAGGCUUACUUUUUUUGUUAGGUAUCAACAUAAGAUGCUUUUCCAUAGACUGAAUUUUGGUAAUUCUGCAGGCUUAUCUUUUGUUGUUAUUGGACUACUUGCAUUGAAGAGGAACUGUAGUCGAUUAAGUUAGUUGUUCAGUGUGUUUGGAUUCCUCGUAAGUCCAAUUAUCAGUUUAACAGCGCUCGUUGAAAUGGAUUGCUGUAUAUACUUGUACAUGAGAAACUAAAUUUAGUAUUAGAAGUUCAAUUAAACACUUCACGAUUCUCAAACGAAAAGGUCACUUGGGUGAGGCUGUGAUAUGAAAUGCACGCUCCUCACAUCUUUUUUUGCGUUGACUGUAGCUGUGGCAUCUUCAGUGAUGAUUUGCAUUUACUUUAGACAAUUAAGUUUCAAGGAUGAUUUGUACCACAUGUAAAUUUUGAAAAUAUAUUUAUUAUGAAUUUAUAUUUGGCAGAAAUUAACUAACUGCAUUCUUGAUACAGUAAAUUAUAUACAGGGUCCGCCAUAUUUAUGGCAACGGAUGUUUGCUAUAUAAAAAUGA